Armigeres subalbatus is the source of this 972-nucleotide messenger RNA. RefSeq names its product glyceraldehyde-3-phosphate dehydrogenase-like. The record is from RefSeq and is a predicted model, not a curated record. Bases 12 to 752 code for a protein of 246 amino acids. The transcript has a single exon. Lineage: Eukaryota; Metazoa; Arthropoda; Insecta; Diptera; Culicidae. Gene Ontology annotation, molecular function: glyceraldehyde-3-phosphate dehydrogenase (NAD+) (phosphorylating) activity; NAD binding. Gene Ontology annotation, cellular component: cytosol. Gene Ontology annotation, biological process: glycolytic process.
CUCAGCUCACCAUGUCGAAAAUCGGAAUCAACGGAUUCGGCCGUAUCGGUCGUCUGGUUCUGCGUGCCGCCGUCGACAAGGGCGCCCAGGUCGUCGCCGUCAACGAUCCCUUCAUCGGCGUCGACUACAUGGUGUACCUGUUCAAGUACGAUACGACCCACGGUCGCUUCAAGGGAGAGGUCUCCGCCCAGGAUGGCUUCCUGGUCGUGAAUGGUCAGAAGACCCAGGUCUUCCAGGAACGUGACCCCAAGGCCAUCCCGUGGGGUAAGGCCGGAGCCGAAUACAUCGUCGAGUCGACGGGUGUGUUCACCACCAUCGACAAGGCCCCCACUGUGCACGCCACCACCGCCACCCAGAAGACCAUCUGGAAAGCUGUGCGUGAUGGCCGUGGUGCUGGGCAGAACAUCAUCCCAGCUUCUACCGGUGCUGCCAAGGCUGUCGGUAAGGUCAUUCCAGCUCUGAACGGAAAGCUGACAGGUUUGGCUUUCCGUGUCCCAACCCCCAACGUCUCCGUCGUCGAUUUGACCUGCCGUCUGUCCAAGCCCGCUAGCUACGACCAGAUCAAGCAGAAGGUCAAGGAAGCCGCUGAAGGUCCACUGAAGGGAAUCUUGGACUACACCGAAGAGGAGGUUGUCUCCACUGACUUCGUUGGUGACACCCACUCCUCCAUCUUUGACGCUAAGGCCGGAAUUCAGUUGAGCAACACUUUCGUCAAGCUUAUCUCCUGGUACGACAACGAAUUCGACUACUAAAACCGUGUCGUCGAUCUGAUCAAGUAUAUGCAGAUCAAGAACUAAAAUAUUUAAACCGUACUCCACCCAAACCAAUUCUCAGGGCUUGAUGCCACUGAUCUGCUAAACAUAAACGUUGCGUAUCAUACACACCGUACACACACAGUAAAACCCAACACCUCAAGUAAAGUACUAAGAAAUCCUCCUGUACAAACAUGUUUAGCUAGGGAGGAACCAUCAU